GUCCUCCUCGAGAACGACGCGUUCCUGACCGGGCUGACGCAGCUGUACGAGCGGAACCGCGCGAGCGGGUCCGUGUGGGUCACGAUGAAGCGCUCGAUGAUGCGGAAACUGCCGAAGCGGAACGCCCCUAACGCGCCCACGCCGGAGGAGGUGAUGGACCGCGACGGCGAGGUUUGGGUCACGCUCGUCCGCGCGACGGACGGGAAGAGGAAGAUCAGCACGACGGUGACGAAGAACAAGGCGGAGAAGUUCGCGAAGAGCUUGAACACGAUACAGCGCGCGUUCAUCGAGCUGCAGGAGGACGACGCGAAGAAGAAGAAG
Micromonas pusilla CCMP1545 is the source of this 321-nucleotide messenger RNA. RefSeq names its product type II secretory pathway family protein. The transcript has a single exon. The annotation marks the transcript as partial. The record is from RefSeq and is a predicted model, not a curated record. Lineage: Eukaryota; Viridiplantae; Chlorophyta; Mamiellophyceae; Mamiellales; Mamiellaceae. Gene Ontology annotation, biological process: SRP-dependent cotranslational protein targeting to membrane. Gene Ontology annotation, cellular component: signal recognition particle, endoplasmic reticulum targeting. Gene Ontology annotation, molecular function: 7S RNA binding; endoplasmic reticulum signal sequence receptor activity.